Moesziomyces aphidis is the source of this 3732-nucleotide messenger RNA. The record is from the annotation of a GenBank genome assembly. Lineage: Eukaryota; Fungi; Basidiomycota; Ustilaginomycetes; Ustilaginales; Ustilaginaceae.
AUGGUCGCCGCCGCUGCUGCGCUGGUCGCCUCCAGCGCAGCGUCUGGCUCCCCGGCAGUUCCCUCCGCCAAGGACGACUCGCAAGCCCAAGCAUUGCAUAGAGAGCGCGACAGGAAACGUCGUCAGCUUCGCGCAGUCAACGUAGGCGUGUGGUCGGCUGGUCCAGCUCCGCCUUCCCAGUCGCUCGACUCGAACCUCAAGAAGAACACCGCCUACAUCAAGCGAGCAAAGCAGAGCAUCGGUCACGAUGCGCGCGACCAGCUCCUCAAAGAUCUGCCCCAGCUCAAUCUUGAAAAGUACCUUCAGGAGCUCAUCCAGGCUGUAUCCGAAGGGCUUGGUCGCUGUGUCACUGCCAAGGACUGCCUAGCGGCUACCGAGAUCAUCUCGGCCUUUCACGCACGCUUUGGCUCAACCACAUUCAGCGAGCCCCUCACCACCUCGCUCGAGCACGCCCUAGCUCCUCCUUCCAAGACCCUCUAUCAGAGCGCUACCACAGAGCAGAAGGAGAGAGACGAGGCAGCUCGAGUCGCGCGUCAGAAGCCCUUGCUCCGCGUCACAGCAGAGCUUGCCCUCGUAGACGUCGUCGGUCACACUCGCGACGCACCCACCGGAUGCGACUGGCUGUUCAACGUCAUCAAGGCCCUCUUGGCAACCGACAAGGACCAUGCAAACGUUCCUUUGCUCAUUUCCGUCCUCAAAGGCUUGGGCCAGACCCUGCUGUCCCCAGCAGCGUCCCUUACCAGAGAUGACGAGUCACUCCUCGCAGACAAGGCCAGUGGCGCACUCACCAUUGGCGAUGCAGUAAACGCGCCAGAUUUCGCUGCGCUCGAUCCUGCAUCUGCACCUCUUGUGUCGUCGGAGAUGCAGGCAAAGUUCCGCAAACUAUUCGAGACCUACUUCCAGACACUCGCUCGACGCGUCGUCAAGGAGCAUCAGAGGCUCCAGGACCAGGAUCGCAAGAAUCACGAAGCCUACAUCCGCUCCGGCGAAAUCUUUGAAGACCGCCAGCAGAACUACGAGCGCAUGACCAAGAGCUUCGAGCGCGUCCGCGACUGGGCGCGAAUCCUCUCCGAUCUCCUUGGCGUCGACAUGCCCGACCUUGAAUCCUCCGCUUCCGCCACCACCGCCGUCGGCUUGGGCGUCAAUCUCGAUUCCAAGUCCGCCUUUGAACGCGCAGACGAAGAGUUCGCCCCAGAUCAGAGCCCCUGGGAAGAUCAGGACUCGCAAAAGUUCUACGAGGAUCUUCUCGAUCUAGGCGACAUCAUCCCACCCUCCAUUUUGGCGCAGACGACCGGCAUCCAUGCCGCCUCAUCCGCCAACGCUGACAAACAAGAUGCAGCUGAGGACGGCGCCAAUCGUACGGAAGAAGACAAAACUUCGACAGCGGCCAGCACGCCCCAGCUCGACGCCGACGCGGGCGACGAGGCCAUGAACGCCGGCCCAGCUGCACAGCUCGCAACGCUCAUGGCCAAGCUGCCCGACAUGACAAAUCGCAGCAUGAUCGACAGUGCUGCCGUCGACUUUGCCUUCAUCGCCACAAAGCCAGCACGCAGAAAGCUCGUCAAGCACCUCGCAUCGCUGCCCCGCAACCGCAUCGAUCUCGCUCCCUACUAUGCUCGACUCGCCGCGACACUGUCUCGCUACAUGCCCGACAUUGGCGCCGGCCUGACCGCGCUCCUCGAGGACGAGUUCCGCUACCUUCAGCGCAAGAAGAACGUCGAUCUCACCGAGACGCGCGCCAAAAACGCACGCUUCCUCUCGGAGCUCACCAAGUUCAAAGUGACACCCACGCACGCCAUCCUCCACUGCUUCAAGACGUGCCUCGAGGACUUUUCCGGUCCCAACGUCGAGGUGGUCGCAUCGCUGCUCGAAGGCUGCGGUCGCUACCUCUUGCGCACCGAGGACACCUCGGUCAAGAUGCGCAGCAUGCUCGAGAUGCUCCGACGCAAACGCGCGGCCGCCAAUCUCGACUCACGCCAGCUUCUGCUUCUCAACAAUGCCUACUACCAAUGCAACCCGCCGAAGCGCAAAGCCAUCGAGCAGAAAGUACGCUCACCAUUGGAGCUCUACAUUCGCCAUCUCAUCUACCACCUGCUCGCCAAGAAGACCGUCGACACGGUGGUGCUGCAGCUGCGCAAGCUCGCCUGGGACGAUGCCAGCGUGUAUGGCUGGCUCAAGGAUGCCUUCACACGCGCCUGGCGUAUCCGCUAUUCCAACAUUCACCUGCUCGCCAUCCUCGUUUACGAUCUGGACCGCUUCCAUCCGUCGUUUGCCGUGGAUGUGAUCGACCAGGUGCUCGAAAACAUCCGCAUCGGCAUGGAGGAAAAUAUCUUCAAGCACAACCAGCGCCGCGUCGCCACCGCGUGCUACCUCGGCGAGCUGUACAACUACCGUCUCGUCAACAGCGGCAUCGUGUUCGAGCAGCUCUGGUCGAUGGUCACAUUCGGUCAUCCCAAGGGAAGGCCCUGGCCUGGUCAAGUGGCACCCCUCGAUGCACCGGACGACUACUUUCGCAUCCGCUUGAUCUGCACGCUGCUCGACACGUGCGGCGUGUGCUUCGACCGCGGCUCACUGCGCAAGAAGCUCGAUGACUUUUUGGUGUUCCUCAACUUCUACGUCUUGUGCAAGCAGCAGCCUCUGCCCAUGGAUGUGGACUUUACGCUCACCGAGACGCUCGAGGCGCUGCGACCGGAGCUCAAGUUCAGGAAGACGUUCGGCGAGGCCGCAGCGGCGUUGGAAGAGAUGAUGGCAGCCAACAGACAGCUAGCGCCGCAGGCAGAAGCCGAUGCGGAGGAGGAGAGCGACGGAAACAGCUCCGACGCGCGCAGGCAUGGCAGCCGAGCAGACGCACAUGAGGCCAGUGCCCCGCAAGGCUCGGGGAAGCGCAGGAGGAACAAGGCUCGCAACCAGGCGGCGUCCGACGCGUCCGACAGCGAAGACUCGAGCGACUCUUCCUCAUCGUCGUCGUCCGAGUCCGACUCGUCCGAAUCGGCUUCUUCUUCCUCGUCGGGUGAUUCGGACGCCUCGGACAGCGACGGGUCGGAAUCCGGCUCUUCGGACGCCGACGAUUCAGACGACGAAGAGGCAGCAGCAGAGCGUCAUCUGCUGAACGAAGAGCUUGCGGCGCGCAGGGAAGCGGACGACGAGUUCGACCGCGAGCUCGCGAGAAUGAUGGUCGAGUCCAGCGGCCCCGGCACGGCGACGGCGCAAUCAUCAGCCGGCGCUUCGACCUCGCAACGGCCGCAUCAAUUCUUCUCUCGUGCCGCGCUUCCUUCCGGUGGCGCCAGCUACGGCCCUGCGCAUUCGCACGCGCACGCACACGCAUCCGGGUCGAGCCUGUCCGAGAUCGGGCUGCCCAUCAAGAAGAAAGCAGCCGAACAGGCGAACGGCGGUGUCGAGGCCGAGGCAGGCUCGCACAUGAAGUUCUCGCUGCUCUCCAAGAAGGGCUCCAAGCAGGUCACCCACGAGGUGCACGUGCCCGCGACCGCUUCGAUCGCCAUCAACACACGCACCAAGCAGCUCAAGGAAGAGGCGGAGCGCAGGCAGCUCAAGCAGCAAAUCCUGGCCUACGAACGGUCGUCCGAGUCGCAGCAGCAUUCGGGGCUUCAGCCUCACGGUGUCGUGCGCCGCCAGCAGCCGCAGCAACACCAGCACCACCACAGAGAAGACCCGGCAAACAAGGCCGCCAGCAAGGGCGACGAUUUCAAGAUAUGGACCAGCCAUGGCUUUUAG